This is a messenger RNA of Zingiber officinale, 1561 nucleotides long. RefSeq names its product NAC domain-containing protein 79-like. The record is from RefSeq and is a predicted model, not a curated record. Bases 555 to 1409 code for a protein of 284 amino acids. Lineage: Eukaryota; Viridiplantae; Streptophyta; Magnoliopsida; Zingiberales; Zingiberaceae. The transcript is spliced from 3 exons. Gene Ontology annotation, biological process: regulation of DNA-templated transcription. Gene Ontology annotation, molecular function: DNA binding.
UUGCAUGGCCACGGAGUGCGCGUAUGCACAAGUCCAAGCUACUGUUUCCAAAUUCCAACCCAAAACUAAAGAUAUACGUCUCCUUGUUAGAUGGACAUGUAAACUACAAUCAAACCCUCUAGUCUCGAUACUCACAUUGAAUAAUUUGCAGGCGAUCGAAUACUGGUUGAUCAAAACUGCAUCCGGCAAGAUUAUUCAAUUUUGUUCCAUGGACUUGGCUGGAUCCGUGAGGGAGAGACUUUGUGAAUCACAAGCUGCUGUAGAGUGUGGUGAUCUGCAUCAGUUGGAGUCGGUAGGAAAAUUUUCCUCAAAAUUCAGGAAAAUCAAUUAAUUAAGUGAUCGAGCUUGACUUAAUUCUAGAAGAUCUGCAAAUUAGUCGAUAUAAUAUAUAGCAUUUCUUUUCCGAUCGAGGAGUUGGGUGAGAUAUAGAGAAAUUCUACAAGAAGAAAGUAGGAGCUAGUUUCAGUACUCUUGUUUUAAUUUGUAUAUAUAUGUCUAUUGGCUACAUUUAGAUUUCCCAGCAGGCCAGCUUAGCUUAGAAAGACAUAAUUCCAAUGGAGGAGAAGCUGCUUCCUCCUGGGUUUAGGUUUCAUCCCACCGAUGAGGAGCUCAUCACCUACUAUUUGACUGGAAAGGUCACCGAGAUUGGAUUUGUCACCGAAGCUAUUGCAGAUGUUGAUCUCAACAAGUGCGAUCCUUGGGAUCUCCCGGGGAAGGCGAGUAUGGGGGAGAAAGAGUGGUACUUCUUUAGCAUAAAGGAUCGAAAAUAUCCGACGGGGCUUCGUAUCAAUCGAGCCACAGAGUCGGGUUAUUGGAAGACCACCGGCAAGGACAAAGAGAUCUUUCAUCGUCGAGUCUUGGUCGGGAUGAAGAAAACCUUGGUGUUCUACAAGGGCAGAGCCCCCACGGGCGAGAAGACCAACUGGGUGAUGCACGAGUACAAACUAAUCCACACUAAGCUUCCCUACAGUGCAAUUACAAAGGAAGAAUGGGUGGUGUGCAGGGUCUUCAAAAAGAGUUGCAGCGGGAAGAUUAUUAAGCCACAACCAAGCCCUCUACAAGCGUCACUGGAUUAUUAUUCCUCGUGCAACAAUUUCACCUCACUCAAUGCGUCCAAUUUAAACGAUUUCGUGAGCACCAGCUCAACAAUUGGCUCGCAGAAGCCUUUGCAGCUACCAAAUUACAACGGUGAGUGGAUCCAAGGCCUGUUGGGCGCUGGAAUCGUCCCAGAAAUGAUGAAGGCUUCGUUGCCGGCGAUCCAUCAUAUUGUUCAACCUCAUCAGGCACGAGCUGAAACAAUGCAAGCGGCUGCAAUGUCGGACGUCGCCAGCUUGGGCUCGUGCGUGGCUCAGGGCGACAACAAUUUGGACGGCGUUUCUACGCAGGAAAUACUUUGGAGAGAUUACUAAGAAACGAAGAUCGUCGACCGAUUGCUUGGGCCAUCAGUGAUUGCCAGCUGUGCACUGCUCGCGCUGGCUCGGCGAGUGCAAAUCAAUCAACGUGCCUGUUUCCGAAGGUUCGGCACGGCACGGCACGGCAGCCGUGCACGCUAUACUUUUCU